AUGGGCUCCGUUUUCACACCAUGGCGCCCGUGUUUGAGCACGAGUCACGCUGCUCUGAUUAGACCCCUGAGGUUUUCCGUGUCCAAGCGGGGCUUUGGGAAUAAUGCCAGCGAACCAAACGAGGAAGAAUUGAAAAAGGCCAGACAAUGGCUGAAAACUUUCUCUACAAGUACGAUUCCUCGCGACAUAGGUGUUAUGACAUAUAGCCGCUCCAGCGGCCCCGGGGGACAGAAUGUAAACAAACUCAAUUCGAAAGCGACGCUUCAGGUCCCCCUGAAACAUCUGCAUCCAAUAUUGCCCCGCAUUUUACAUCAGGAUUUGCAAAACAGUCGCUACAUGGCCGAAAGAAGCAAUUCUCUCGUUAUCAACUCCGAUGAGAGUAGAAAACGAUCUGACAAUAUGGAAUCGUGUUAUGUGAAGCUCUACACUUUGAUUCAAACGAUUGCCAAGACUACUAUUCCUGGGGAAACCUCCCAGUAUCAAAUUGAUCGAGUGAAAGGACUGAAACAUGCAGAAAAUGAGUCCAGACUAAAACAUAAGAAAUUGAAAAGCUCCAAGAAAAGUAGUCGUCGAGGAAGCAAAUAUGACGAGUGA
Molecule: messenger RNA, 594 nt
Organism: Talaromyces rugulosus
Lineage: Eukaryota; Fungi; Ascomycota; Eurotiomycetes; Eurotiales; Trichocomaceae
Exons: 3
Coding region: 1-594 (197 amino acids)
Biological process (GO): mitochondrial translational termination
Cellular component (GO): mitochondrial large ribosomal subunit
Molecular function (GO): translation release factor activity
Source: RefSeq, a predicted model, not a curated record